Messenger RNA from Cydia pomonella (codling moth), 2472 nucleotides. RefSeq names its product cytochrome P450 6B5-like. NCBI's taxonomy places the organism in Eukaryota, Metazoa, Arthropoda, Insecta, Lepidoptera, Tortricidae. The record is from RefSeq and is a predicted model, not a curated record. Bases 820 to 2328 code for a protein of 502 amino acids. The transcript is spliced from 2 exons. Gene Ontology annotation, molecular function: oxidoreductase activity, acting on paired donors, with incorporation or reduction of molecular oxygen; iron ion binding; heme binding.
CCAAGGCGUCAUUGAGUGCGCUGUUAAAACAAUUGAAAUCGAUUACAAUUGAAGUUAUGCUGUCAAUCAUCCUGCAGACGGAAACGAGAGAAGAUGCUUGCCAUGAUUUAUAUUCAGUCUUGCCAGUACCUAAAUAUGUGAGUUGAACAUCGUAUUUCAUUAAAAGCCAUCGUCAUCCACUAUUGAAGGUUCUGAUGUGCUGUCGCUAGUAGAUAUGAUACGCCCACGAUUCCCGACACACACAAUAUAUAUAUGUUUAUCUAUGGAUUAACAUUCAAUUUAAUUUAUAUGUAUUUGUUUUAUAUUGUUAUUUGUUGUAUGUCUGUUUAGUAAUGUUCUCUUUUUUUAGCUCCUUGCACUACCUGUAGACUUUUGAUAUGAGUUCUUUAUUUUUCGCUACCCAAAGGUUGCCUGGAAGAGAUCGCGCCUAAUUGGCACCGAGUCGUCCGAGUCGGCACCUACCAUAUAAGUAAGUUACACAUUAAUUGGAAGUACACUAUAACUACAACCGAUUAUUCCAAUAACAGUUGUGUUUUGUGAAGUGGUAAUACAGGAAAUCAAUCGAUUUUAUAUAAGCCAGACUAAGAUCCUACAUUGCUACUAUAAGUAUAUAUCACUAAAUACCGUUAAUGAUUACACACGCGAACACAGUCGCGGGCACAGCUAGUGAAUUUAUAUUAUCACCUGGACAUAGCACGAUUGCGUCUUUUAUUGCCAAUAAAUAAUUUUCCCAUUGAAAAUUCGAUUUCAACUAAGAAUGAAGCAAUUUUUGUUAUUUUCAUUAUCAGUUUUAGGUUCGUCUUAGAUUGUUAGAUUACAAUGGCGGUAAUCAUUUUAGCGAUAUUGGUUAUCAUUGCUUAUUUCCUGUAUUACCACUUCACAAAACACAACGAUUAUUGGAAUAAACGAAAUGUUGUCGGCCCAAAACCGACUUUCUUCUUCGGAAAUGUAAAGGAUGCAGUACUAAGAAGAAAACCCUUUGGCCACAUAUUUAAGGAUAUCUACGAUAUGUACCCAGAAGAAAAAGUGGUAGGAAUGUUCGUGAUGAGAUCCCCAGAAUUGUUAGUAAGGGAUUUAGAUGUAAUAAAGAAUAUACUAAUAAAAGACUUCGAUAUUUUUGUGAGCCGUGGUUUUGAGUUCAAAAAUACGGGUUUUGGUGCGAAUUUGUUUCAUUGCAAUGCUGAUACCUGGCGACUGUUAAGAAGCCGCUUCUCCCCGCUCUUCACUCCAGGAAAGCUAAAGAAUAUGAUGUAUCUUUUAAGUGAAUGCGGGGACAAAUUUGUGGAGUAUGUAGCCCGGGUCACACAGUUAAAUUUGGAGCAAGAAGUCCACGACAUGACACGAAAGUAUACCCAGGCUGCCAUAGCCGCUUGUGCGUUUGGUGUAGACAUCGACUCUUAUAACCAAGAACAGGAAACUUUUCAUAAGGUACACAGUAAAAUGUUUAUCAUGACCCUCAAUCGUGACCUGGAGCUGAUGUAUCCUGGAAUAAUGGUGAAAAUUGGAGGCUCACUUAUAUCUGCAGAGACAAUCACAUUCUUUAUCGAUUUGGUAAAAGGCGUCACUGCGCAAAGAAAUGGUAAACCAACCAAUAGAAACGAUUUCAUGGAUUUAAUUUUAAAAAUGAGGGAACAGAAACACGUUUCUGAACUAAUGAGAGACAACAAUGUUACUGAGACGAGUUUAGAGCUAACUGACGAAGUCAUAGCGGCACAGGCAUUUAGUUUUUAUGCUGGGGGUUAUGAAACCAGUGCGGCAACCAUGGGUUUCUUCCUGUACCAGUUAGCUCUCAACCCAGAGAUCCAAGAAGAGGUGGUGGUAGAAAUCAAAGAAGUAUUGAAGAAACAUAAUGGCGAGAUGAAUUUAGAAACUGUUAUGGAUUUAUCUUACAUGGGUCAGGUUUUCGAUGAAACAUUGAGAAUGUAUCCAAUUAUUUCAGAUUUGAAAAGAAAGUCUAAUCGCACCUAUACGAUACCCGGUACAAAUGUAACCAUAGAGAAAAAUCAGUUGAUUAAAAUUCCGACACUUGGUAUCCAUUAUGACGAGAGGAUAUAUCCUAACCCUGAGAAGUUUGACCCGGAGAGAUUUUCUUCAGAGAAUGAGGCAGCGAGGCACCCGUGCGCAUAUUUGCCUUUCGGACUUGGACCUAGAUACUGCAUUGGGAUCCGCUUCGCACAGAUACAAAUCAGGAUGUGUAUGGCGAAGCUCCUCUCUCAGUUUCGGGUGGAACCUUCUAAGAAUACGCCCCGACAAUUGCAGUACGAGCCUCGACGUGUUGUGUUGUACCCCAUAGGCGGUAUUCCGAUCAACUUCAUUAAAAGACAUUGAUGUAUGACGAUGCGGCAUUACAUCUGCUUUUGGCAUCUAACAGUUUUGCCCUAAUAUAUAUAAGAACGUUAAUGUGAUAUUGAAAAACUUAUUCCAUUAUAUGUAUGUAUACCGUAGUCCUGUACAAUAAAGUAUACGUUCGAA